Diachasma alloeum is the source of this 1502-nucleotide messenger RNA. RefSeq names its product peptidyl-prolyl cis-trans isomerase E. Gene Ontology annotation, biological process: protein peptidyl-prolyl isomerization; protein folding. NCBI's taxonomy places the organism in Eukaryota, Metazoa, Arthropoda, Insecta, Hymenoptera, Braconidae. The transcript has 4 exons. Gene Ontology annotation, cellular component: intracellular membrane-bounded organelle. The record is from RefSeq and is a predicted model, not a curated record. Gene Ontology annotation, molecular function: RNA binding; peptidyl-prolyl cis-trans isomerase activity. The coding region runs from base 572 to 1447 and encodes 291 amino acids.
CAAAAUGGGUGAAUUAAAUAUUGAUUGAUGUGGUGAUAAUAUAUUUUACAUGGAGUAGGCAAUAUUCAUGUUAAUAUAAAUAAAUUAUAAUUUUUUGUCAAUUUUUUUAAUCAGAAAAAAAAUUGCAAUUAUUCAGUGGAAUAUGUAGAAACGUUGAAUGUAUAGUUUAGGAGGUGAGAGGGGUUAAUCGCUAUGUCCACUUUUGAACAUUUGAGUUUUACAUACCUUCAAGUCCGUUCACUUAGUCUACUUGUUGUCGAAUGAUCUUGACGUGACAACCGGGCUCUGAUUAAAUCAACGUGACUCCCCUCCCCGGACUUUGUGUUGGUUAUGUAGGUGAUCAAUGGGUGAAUAGUAUAUUAUCAACCUUGGGUGAAACCAUGUCGGAUGUUUCCACUGGUGCAACUGAGACAGACACUCAGUAUCAUUUUGUGCAUCAGUUCAACGUCGGGAACGCACAAACCGGCGUCUCAGUGUAAACAAACAGUUAUCAAUUGAUCAACAGAAUUAUCUUAAUUUAACGAUAUUGCGGUAUAGUAAAAUUCUGUUGACGUUUUUCAUCUGAUGGAAUAUGAAUAAUACUAAGAGGACUAUUUACGUGGGUGGACUUGCAGAGGAAGUCGAUGAGAAAAUUCUCCAUGCCGCAUUCAUUCCAUUUGGUGAAAUAGUCGACGUUCAAAUUCCUCUUGAUUAUGAGUCAGAGAAGCACAGAGGGUUUGCAUUCAUCGAGUUUGAGUUGGCUGAAGAUGCAUUGGCUGCAAUCGAUAACAUGAAUGAUUCCGAAUUAUUUGGAAGAACAAUACGAGUAAACAUAGCCAAGCCACAGAGGAUAAAGGAGGGCUCAUCGAAGCCAGUGUGGGCAGAUGACAUGUGGCUGCAGGAGCACGCCGGUGAAACCCUCAGCAAAGAUGAAACGGGAAAAUCCGAGAUUCCAGCGACGAUAAAAGAAAAACGUAAUCCCCAGGUUUAUUUCGAUAUAACCGUCGGUAAACAUGAGCUAGGGAGGAUUAUCAUGAUGCUGAGAGCGGACAUUGUCCCCCGAACUGCUGAGAAUUUUCGGUGUUUAUGUACUCACGAGAAGGGAUAUGGAUAUCAGGGGAGUACGUUUCAUCGAGUCAUUCCAGACUUUAUGUGUCAAGGUGGAGAUUUCACGAAUCAUAAUGGCACUGGAGGUAAAUCAAUCUAUGGACAUAAAUUCGAAGACGAGAAUUUUGAAUUGAAACACACAGGGCCUGGGAUCCUCUCUAUGGCCAAUUCUGGACCAAACACCAAUGGCUCACAAUUUUUCUUGUGCACAGCGAGAACUGACUGGUUAGACAAUAAACAUGUGGUCUUUGGACACGUUCUCAGUGGACUGGACGUUGUGAAAAAAAUAGAGAAGUUCGGUAGCAAAGCUGGGACACCGUCUCAAAAAAUUGUCAUUAGUACCUGUGGCGAAUUGAAUUAGAAUGAUUGUAAUAAAAAUUAAAACCUCUAAAUUGUCAGAUUUAAUUUUCUCGUUG